This is a messenger RNA of Rotaria socialis, 387 nucleotides long. The record is from the annotation of a GenBank genome assembly. NCBI's taxonomy places the organism in Eukaryota, Metazoa, Rotifera, Eurotatoria, Philodinida, Philodinidae.
AUGUUUUCUAUUGUUUAUACUUUUCUCUAUCCACCACUACUUAGCGUAUUCGAGGAAACCAGAGCUCAGAUAUGUCAAGGUACCAGUCAAUACAAUCAAUGCUCAUCGAACACUGCAUGCGCCUGUCUUCCUCUGAUAAAUACUGUCAACGAGGGUGUCUGUGCUUAUCUUCAUGUCAAAUGUUCCGAAUUGAUAUCGUGUGCUAACGAUAAUCGAACAUGCUAUCGACCUGGCCAUCUAUGUGUGAACCAUUCGCGAUGGCACAGUGCUCCAAUAUGUUAUCCAAUGGACAUGACUCUUCAAAUGUUCUGCCCACCAGUACCAUCCAUGACGACUCCACAACCGCCAGUGAUACCCAGCGAUGGUAUUUGUGCAAAUGCGACAUAG